UCCUGAAAAAGUUGCACUGCUUUUAUUUUUUUAAAGAAUUAUGAUUACUUUACAUGCCCAUAUGUCCAUGUGUGAAUAUUUGAGGAUAAAGUACGUAACAAAACAUCAUCUUCAACAAAGAGUAUUAAAGUGGGAACCACAUUUUGAAGGUGGGAGCCUUUUUCAGCCACUUUUUUAUGCAAAUGGAUGAAGGUGAUCGUGGACUCUUCAUCACCUUUCUCUUUCCCUACACACAAAAUGAGGCUGGAUAUCUAAGAACCUUUCAUGUUGAUUAUGUGUGUGGCUCUCUUUCCUUAUCCUCAUGACUAUAUCUUGACUCCACUCUCUCCUCAGAACCUCCCUUCAUUCAUUUAACUUCCGUGACGCAUAUGGUACGGUUCAGCAUUCGCGCCAGCACAACAUGUCGAAUGAUGACAACGCAAGUGUGUUUCUAAAGGACGAAACUUGGCCGGAACUUAGGCUGUCUGAGCUGCUGAGCAGCGACACUCUGGCAGGCCUUCAUGCAACCAUCAAGAGCAACUGGGAUUUCCUGAGGCGGUCAGCGUGCCAGACAGCGGCUGGGCGGGCAUUGUGGAAGCAGGUGAUCCAUGACCCACUGGCCGAGCUGUUUGCAGGCGAGACGUUCCUGAGAAACAUAUAUGAGAAGAUCAAGAAAGACCGGCUUAACAAUGCCAGGGAGAUUUCCGGGGUGAUUCUUGCUGUUAGGACGCUUUGGUUCGAUUCAAAGCUUGAGGCGGCUCUGAGCUCACAUGAUGGGGGAGGAGCACAGGUUGUUCUGCUAGGUGCAGGUAUGGAUGCAAGAUCACAUCGCCUAAGCUGUUUGAAAGAAAGCAGCGUUUUUGAGGUUGAUUUUCCUGAGGUUUUACACGCAAAAGCCACAAUUCUGGAGGCAGCAGCAUCUUCAAGAGACAAGCAUCAUCAUCCAAUCGUUACAGCAAAGUCAUUGACUAGAGUGGCAGCUGACCUAACGGAAGAUGACUGGCUUGAAAAGCUCGAAACAUCAGGAUUUGAGCCAAACAAGAGUACAGUCUGGAUCUUGGAGGGAAUCCUGUACUAUCUCUCGCAAACCAAUGCCAUGAAAGUACUUAAAAUCAUUGCAGAAAAAUGCAAUCUUACCAAGACUGUGCUGUUAGCCGACUUCAUGAAUAAGCAGGCAACGGCAUUAUCCAGUUCCACCUUCCUUUUCUAUUGUGACUGGCCAGAUGAACUACUUCCAUCUCUAGGUUUUGCUGAUGUUACGCUCUCACAGAUUGGCGAUCCAGAUGCCCAUUUCGGAUUAUUGCAGGAUCCACUGAAUCUGUUCAACAAGCUACGCAGCCUGCCCAGAUCAAUUCAAACUCACCCAGAUGAUGGCACGCCCUGCGGUCGAUUGUAUUUGUUACAAGCUUCUGGUUCGCCCAAUCAAAUGAGCUCAUGAGUUCCUGUUGUAAUAAGCUAUACAUAUCAGAGUUUCACUUUAUAGUAUAUGAAUAGGCACUAUUUCUUGCUAGUAUUAUUUACAGGCUUAGUCAGUGAUGAAAUUGCAGUACUAGCUCUGUCAAAAGAUCUGGUAUUAGCAAUUUAGCAUUAUAAUCAGGAACUCCUUGUUCCAAACGAGGUUCUUGGCCUCACAUUCGCUAGCAUGUGAUAACAUUUUAAUACAUCAACAGUUAUAUAGAGUAUUUAAAGCCAAAA
Molecule: messenger RNA, 1674 nt
Organism: Salvia splendens (bonfire salvia)
Lineage: Eukaryota; Viridiplantae; Streptophyta; Magnoliopsida; Lamiales; Lamiaceae
Product: putative S-adenosyl-L-methionine-dependent methyltransferase MAB_0213c
Exons: 2
Coding region: 401-1417 (338 amino acids)
Biological process (GO): methylation
Molecular function (GO): methyltransferase activity
Source: RefSeq, a predicted model, not a curated record